Molecule: messenger RNA, 121 nt
Organism: Scutellospora calospora
Lineage: Eukaryota; Fungi; Glomeromycota; Glomeromycetes; Diversisporales; Gigasporaceae
Source: the annotation of a GenBank genome assembly
AUUACAAACGUUUGUUUUGAUGAUAUAUUAAGAUCACGUGUUAGCCUAGAUAUACAACUUCAGCAAAAUAUUAAUGCAGACAUUCCAGAUGGAAUACAUCAAGAUGAAUUUCAGGAGAUUU